CCAGCAACCAGCAAACAAAGAACAUAUAUUAGAUUGUCUGUCGCAAAUUAAAAAGUUGUUAAACUGAACGGAUUACAGUACUAAUAUUUUGCCCCGUUCUGUCUGUAUAAGAUCGGUCGCUAGUUGUCGAUAGAGGAUAUGCGGGAUGCUGUUGGUAAAGUGUCCGGAUGACAGGACAGCCCACAGCCGUGUGUUUGUUUGUUUUUCUGUUUGUUUAGAAGUGCAUGCAUGGAUCCGCAUGGUUCCACCGAGAAGAAAAGCAUGAAGGAGGCGAAUCCGAGUAGCACCGAGCAAGGCGGCAACGAUGGUUUACCGAAAAAGCGUAAGCUGGCCACCGGAGACGACGGCACAUUGCCGCCAGUGCGUUGCAAGUACUACGUCCAGCGUAAGAAGCGGCUCUGCAAGAUGACCGUGGGUCUGGGGCGUGAGUAUUGUGGAGAGCACGAACCUAUACACCAGUCGGCGGUGGCUACAGCGACCACGGAGCAGCAGGACGGGGAUGGAUUAACCCAGCCCGACGGCUCGCCUCUCGGCCGUAUCCCGUGUCCGCUUGACCCGAAACAUUCGGUGGCGGUCGCUAGACUAGAGAAGCAUUUGAAAAUUUGCAACGCUCGUCCGCCAGCAUCCGUUCCGGUUUUCAUUGUGCCCGGUAUCAACAGUUGCGAUGACGAUGCGCCUCCCGCUAUUGCGCCAGUUCAGCAGAAUGACGAGCAGUCGGAGCAGCAGCAGCAGCAUCAUCAACAGAAAGAACUGCCACCGCUAGGGAUGGCCCAGACAAUCACAGCACAGCGGUUGUCGGACCUGCCAGCCGAACAAUUGAGCCAGCUGAUUAAGAAGGUGCAGCGCAUCUUUGAUGAGCAUGUGGGCCCAAUCGAAGAGCAAUCACCUCGCCAUCCGAUCCUAGAUACUGAGCUGGACAACGCCGAGUACGGGCCACAGACGCUGAAGCACCUACACCAAUCGUCCGCCCUGCUCGGGCUGCUCGAAGCGUACGGCUUCUUAUCCGAUGGUUCAUCGUUCGUCGAGUUCGGGGCCGGCAAGGGCCAGGUAGCGUUCUGGGUGGCCCAGGCGGUGCAGGCACAAUCGCUCUGCAACUGCGGCGUUCUGCUGGUCGACCGUGCCUCCCACCGGCACAAGCGCGACAACAAAAUCGAAGACCGGACGCUGGUGCGACGCAUCCGGGCCGACAUCGCCGAUUUGGCACUGGAGAAGGUAGACGGACUGUCUGGCCGCCGGGUGAUCGGUAUCGGCAAGCACCUCUGCGGUGGCGCGACCGAUCUUGCCCUACGGUGCCUGGUGCGCUGUCAGCAGGACGGUGCGGUCCCGGUCCAGGGUGGUCUAUUUGCCCUCUGCUGUCAUCAUAGGUGCGACUGGCGCAGCUUCGUCGGAAAGCCUUUCCUGCUGAAUAACGGGAUCGGACGACAGGAGUUCGAGCUGCUGGUGCGUAUGGUGAGUUGGGCGGUCUGCGGGACCGGUAUGAGCCGCGAACGGCGAGCGGAGGAGGCAGUCAAUGGUGCCUGCGAAGCGAAACUCGACCGCUGCCAGUUGACACGUGCCGAGCGCGAAACCAUUGGCUGGAAGUGCAAACGGUUACUGGAUGUCGCGCGCCUCCAGUACCUGGAGCGCCACGGGUUCGCGGCACACCUCCGGCGCUACAUCACCGACGACAUCACGCCCGAAAACGUAUGCCUGGUGUUUGGAAGGAAAUAAAAAAAAAGGUCAGC
This is a messenger RNA of Anopheles aquasalis, 1724 nucleotides long. Its product is annotated as tRNA:m(4)X modification enzyme TRM13 homolog. NCBI's taxonomy places the organism in Eukaryota, Metazoa, Arthropoda, Insecta, Diptera, Culicidae. Gene Ontology annotation, biological process: tRNA methylation. The record is from RefSeq and is a predicted model, not a curated record.